AUGCUUUUUCGCCAUUAUUUGAAAGAGGAAGGUCAACGCCGUUUCGACGCAUUGAACCUUCUGGAGAAACCUUCAAUUGCCGAAGCCGUUGCAUCUUUUGAAAAGCUGUGGGGCUUGGAACAAAGUGUGUGUGCGCAGCGCGAUAUCAUUUGUUUACACUACUACAACAACGGAGUGGCGUACAGUUUCAUGUCAUCCAAUCACCGUUCAGGAAGCUCAACCAAUGGUACCAAUGGUACACUGGGCGAAGUCAUGAAGUCAUUGCAUGGGUGCCAGUAUUUUUCCAAGAUCGAUUUGGCGGACGCAUACCUACAGAUUCCACUCGAUGUCGAGUCUCGCUACUUGACAACAAUCAACACACCGUGGGGAAUGUAUCAGUACAAUUUCCUCCCAUUCGGAUUGCAUGUGUCGUCUGGCCUCUUUCAAUCGGCAGGCAGUGUAAUCAAAGGACUCGACGGUGUGCUUGCGUAUCAAGAUGACGUCCUCAUUUUCGGCCUUAAUAAGAAAGACUACGAUGCCCGUCUUAUGCAGCUACUGGAACGAUUUGCCACUCGAAACGUGGCUAUCAAGCCGUCCAAAUGUGUGUUUGGAGUGAGUAAGCAAGUCGGAUUAUCGGAGGAAAAGGAAUUUGAUUCUAAAGUUCAUACGAAAUUGCCGCAUGAGCGCCUUUGUGUACCCGGUAUAUUGCUCGAACAGUCCGGAACGCAAACAGCCAUAGAACUUGGCGUUGGAAAAACGGUCCAUCGGCACACGGAUCAUCAUCAUGCGUUAGAAAAUCAUGAAUAA
This is a messenger RNA of Echinostoma caproni, 786 nucleotides long. Lineage: Eukaryota; Metazoa; Platyhelminthes; Trematoda; Plagiorchiida; Echinostomatidae. The record is from the annotation of a GenBank genome assembly.